UCGCUCAUUGCAUUCUGGGAGUCGUAGUACCCAGCUUGGUACCGCUACUGGGAGAACUACACUUCCCAGAAAUCCUCCCAAGCCUUCCCAGGCGCACGGCAGGAAGGAAUCUGCCACACGAGGUGCUGUGAGCAAGAGGCAUCGAGUCUGAGUUGCCGGUGCCGUGGUCCACGCGAUGCCCAAGGCCAAGGGGAAGACCCGGAGGCAGAAGUUCGGUUACAAUGUUAACCGGAAGCGUCUGAACCGGAACGCUCGACGAAAGGCCGCACCGCGGAUCGAGUGUUCCCACAUCCGACAUGCCUGGGACCACUCCAAAUCCGUGCGUCAGAACUUGGCCGAGAUGGGCUUGGCCAUGGACCCCAACAGGGCGGUGCCCCUUCGUAAGAGAAAGGUGAAGGCCAUGGAAGUGGACAUAAAGGAGGGACCUAAAGUGCUUGUGCGGAAGCCUUAUGUGCUAAAUGACCUGGAGGCAGAAGCCAGCCUCCCAGAAAAGAAAGACAAUACACUGUCUCGGGACCUCAUUGACUAUGUCCGAUACAUGGUAGAGAACCAUGGAGAGGAUUAUAAGGCUAUGGCACGAGAUGAGAAGAAUUACUAUCAAGAUACCCCCAAACAGAUUCGGAAUAAGAUCAACGUCUAUAAACGUUUUUACCCGGCAGAGUGGCAAACCUUUGUGGAUUCCUUGCAGAAGAAUAAGAUGGAGGUGGAGUGACUGGUUUAUGCCUUCCCAGACUGAGGCCUCCUCUUGGACCCGUGAAGCU
Talpa occidentalis (Iberian mole) is the source of this 761-nucleotide messenger RNA. It is a transcript of the gene NOP16, whose product is annotated as NOP16 nucleolar protein. NCBI's taxonomy places the organism in Eukaryota, Metazoa, Chordata, Mammalia, Eulipotyphla, Talpidae. Gene Ontology annotation, biological process: ribosomal large subunit biogenesis. Gene Ontology annotation, cellular component: nucleolus. Bases 176 to 712 code for a protein of 178 amino acids. The transcript has 5 exons. The record is from RefSeq and is a predicted model, not a curated record.